AUGGAUUGGGAGAGCUUCGGUAUUGAUCCUAGACUCUGCGAUGCACUGCGAAACCUUGGCUUAUAUGAGGCACUACCUAUACAAAAACUUGCAAUACCCGAGGCCUUAGCACACAAUGAUAUCCUCUGCCAGAGUUUUACGGGUAGCGGGAAGACUGUCAUAUAUCUCACCGCCAUUCUUCAUCGCAUUCUUCAGGGGCGCUCUAGGAGUGUUAAGCCAAUGGCCGCCAUAACGGCCCUCAUAGUGGUCCCCACACGUGAGCUCUGUCGCCAGCUCGAGGAGGUCCUACUUGCCAUAAUAAAGGAGUUUUCAAGCAACGCAUUUACUGUCACCUGCGCAGCGAUUUAUCUUGGAGAAAAUUCUUCUGCAGAAGCAAUUACUCUGCGGUCUAUGCCAGAGAUCCUCAUCUCCACUCCAUCUUUGGUUAUGAACCUUAUCAAAGACAGCAAGAUCUCUCUCAAGAACAUCGUCCAGUUUGUAUGCGAUGAGGCAGACUUGAUCUUUGACAUGGACUACGGUCCCGAUCUAGAGGCUCUCCUCGAAUAUUUGCCCGCGUCAGCUCAGAAGUUCUUUCUUUCAGCAACCCUUGACCAAAAACUGGAGAACAUAGUCAAUCUACAUUUACGAUCGCCAAAGCUUAUCAAGCUAGAGGAGACGGAGCAAAAGCUCCUUACACAGCCAGUCCAACAUCUAAUAUCUCUAGACACAACAGAGAAAAAAUACAUGCUAAUAUAUGCCCUUGUCAAGCUGCAAAUUCUUCGCGGAUACAUUGUGAUCUUUGUCAACUCUGUCACUACAGCGUACAAGCUUAAAUUGUUCUUGUACCGAUUCGGCCAGAAGGCAUUUCUUUAUAAUCCAGAGCUUCCUGUCUCGACUCGGCAAGCAGUCAUUGAAGGCUACAACCUUGGAGCAGAGUAUGUUCUUAUUGCGGUUGAUGACAGUAUCAGGGAUAGUGCCAAGGAUGAUACCAAAAGUGAUACCAAAGAUGGUACUAAAGCUUCUGAUAAUAAGGAAACUGAAGGUGUGCAAGAGGCAGAUAGUUCGAGCAUGGCAACAAAAGCUGCCGAGCAUGACCCUAGCACCCCAGCAGAGAAGCAAGCAUCAGCGCCAUCAGCCUCAAAGGAGGCCGGAAUUUUCAGAGGGCUGGACUUCACGAGAGUCGAUGUAGUGCUAAACUUCGACUGCCCAGUGUCUAGCAUAAACUAUAUCCAUAGAAUAGGCCGCACAGCGCGUGGCGCCAAUCCUUGCGGGCACGCUAUAACUAUUAUCCAUGAAGAUAGUAAGGAUAAUCGUGAUGUCGUCCUUGACGUAUUGCGGGCGCAGCGCGAAGAGUUUGGAAAAGAGCUCCUCGCACCAUUUCAGUUCAAUAUCCAAGCCCUGGAGAGCUUCCGCUACCGUGUUGUGGAUGUGCUGCAUGGACUAACACCCUCCGCCAUUAAGGAAUAUCGGCUUUCUGAGAUAAAGGCAGAGAUUUUGGCUUCAGAUUCCUUACGAAAGUACUUCAGCCAGCAGAGCAAAGAUAUGGCCCUGAUUAAACGGAUCAAAACGAACCCCCUCAUAGAAAGACAACGUCAGAUGACAAUGCACCUGAAAUUCGUCCCCUCUUAUUUACUUCCCAAUGCAGAGGGAAUACGCUCUACUUACCAGGGAAGUUUUGCAAUCGGGUCACACAAGACAGAGCGGAUGCGAAGAGCGGAUGCACGGGCAGCAAGGGCAAUGAAACAAGGGCUGGGCCCAGUGAGAAAGCCCAUGAUGCCUCGCAGAGGAAUCGGAAAGGGGCGUGGCAAAGGGAAACUAGCAGAACCCGUACGCAUUCCUACCAAAGAUAGUAGAUGGAAAAAGGCAAGAUGA
Molecule: messenger RNA, 1851 nt
Organism: Giardia duodenalis
Lineage: Eukaryota; Fornicata; Diplomonadida; Hexamitidae
Product: ATP-dependent RNA helicase
Exons: 1
Coding region: 1-1851 (616 amino acids)
Cellular component (GO): nucleolus
Molecular function (GO): RNA helicase activity; ATP binding; nucleic acid binding
Source: RefSeq, a predicted model, not a curated record